AUGGAGGGCCUCUCUGACCUCAAUGCCAAUGCCUCAGAGACUCGUCACAACCCCAACACCCAGGCUGACCUUCAUCAUCUACCAGAACAGCCCAGAAGAUCUCUGGAAAACCAGAAUAUGCCCUUUAAGCAAGCAGUGAACAUUCUUCCUGGAUCCAUCCAGAUCCAGAAACAGAGAGCCUUGGUCUUACUAUACUUUGGACUCAUGGGACUGUGUUGUGUGGCAACUGGUGGCUGCAUUAUAUUUAUUCACUGGAGGAAGAAGCUGCAGUGGGACAAGUGUGCCCAGCAGUGGAUGGAAGUGAUGAAUGGUUCCACCUUCAUUUACAAUUCACUCUUGUACUGGAUAAAUAUGCAGAGACGCCAUGGUAUCAAUGCAGCUAUCAAAAUUGGCCCUCCCACAGCUGUUACCAACACUGAGAUGAAAGACCAUAUUCCAGACUGUCUGUGGGAGUCAGACACCCCUGAAACCAGGGAUUUUAGCCUCAGAGGCAGCAUCCCCAGGGCAGAGACCCCUGUUGCUAUGCAAGCUGCUCUGGUGGUCUCAGGGCAGCCCACAUCUAAUCAGAUGCCACAGCACCAGACCAGAUCCCCAUUCCCGAUUCCUAUCUUUCAGGAGAUACCCUUUGCCCCAUCCCUCCACAAAAUGCCUCCAAUGCUGGAGCACACUGUCUCCUACCUAUUGGACAUCUAUCCUGAAAGGAAUGUCCACUACCAUUCCCUUCCCACACUAGCCCUGAAAAGAACUGUUUCAAUGCCAAGGUUUUGCUUUAUAUCUGUAUCUUCCACUCACUGA
This is a messenger RNA of Sciurus carolinensis (gray squirrel), 795 nucleotides long. RefSeq names its product testis-expressed protein 38-like. NCBI's taxonomy places the organism in Eukaryota, Metazoa, Chordata, Mammalia, Rodentia, Sciuridae. The record is from RefSeq and is a predicted model, not a curated record. The transcript has 3 exons. The coding region runs from base 1 to 795 and encodes 264 amino acids.